Messenger RNA from Podarcis lilfordi (Lilford's wall lizard), 4877 nucleotides. Lineage: Eukaryota; Metazoa; Chordata; Lepidosauria; Squamata; Lacertidae. The record is from the annotation of a GenBank genome assembly.
AUGGUGCCCCACAAGAGGCUGCUCCACCCCAGAGCUGGCUUCAAGUUGCUUUUGGCGCUGGUGCCAAAAGCCCUGGAUGGGCUUCUUCUCCUCUGGCGAGCUGUGUGGGUUAGUAUAUGUGGAGUAGUGUAGGAUUUCCAUUAGCAGGCUGGGAGUAGUCCUGUGACUGGGUGAAACAACACCAGCUCGUGUUUUUCCCUCUGGGAUCAGUCAGCCAAAGGGGAGGAGCCUUUCAGAUCACUGAGUUUUGCCUUUGCACAAACGGACCUUGCUGAACUUUUGCGGUGGGGUAGGCAGGGGGGAAAUGGCACCAUUUAGGCACUUGCCACACCUCCAUCUCUGCCAGUGUUGUGGGCUCGCAACUGACCCCUUGAUGCAAUAUGGACAGGGUUUGUUGUUGUUUUUCAAGAAGAAACAACAUUCCAGUUAGUAAUGGCUUUUCCAGAGUAACAUUUGGCUCUCAAAAUCGUUUGGUGGGGAAGGAGUUAGAGUACAUACAUUUCACUUUUAAAUUUUGAAAAGUUUGCAUGUUGGUUAGCAGACCCUCCCUAUUUUCCAAGGACAGUCCUGGAUUUACAGAAGCCAUCCCUGUUUCUGAUUUGAUCCCGGAAUGUCCCACUUUCCCUUAGGAUGUCUCUAUUUUCAUCAGAGAAAUGUUGGAGGGUAUGGGUUAGAGUGAAUUGGGGGAGGUUCUGUGGGGUUUGUGUGUGGGUUUUAAACUCCCUUGUUAAUUGUGUCAUGUUUUUUAAACUCUACUUCCUACUCCUUAUUUAUUUGUUUCAUAAUACCAAUCUAUUGCUUGAUUGUAAAAAACAACAACCCUCAAAGUGGUUUACAAAGAGAAUACAGCAAUAAAUUUAUCAGAAAAACAACUUUAAAACAACACAAAACAUUCAAAAGAUAAAACCAAUAAAACAGAUUAAAUCCCACACCAGCUUUCUAAGCAUCUGCAUAGGCUUGUCUAAACAAAAAUGUUUUUAGCAGGUGCCAGAAAAUAGUGCAAUGAACGUCCCUGCCUGAUAUCAAUAGGCAGGGAGUUCCAGAGUGUACACCCCACAGGCUGUGAGCUUCCUUUCUGACAUUCCUCAAAUGUGGAAGCAACAGCAUCCCAGAGGGGUGGAGAAAGGCAGCCAUGCUGCACAUUGUGGUUCAGAGGUUUGCACUUCACCAAACUGCAAUGCCCUGGAUUCUUUUGGGGAAGCCCUGGCAGAUAUAAUGCUGUAAAUCUGAGGCAGAUUGGUAGGGCAGGUAAUGCACCCUCAGGUGAGAAAUGGGGUGGGUGGGAUUUCCUUGCCUUUCUAACUUCUCUCUUUCCACCUCCACAGGUUAUCUUGUUCUGUUACAAGCUCUGCUGGGAAGCCGCCUUUGACCUUGUGCAGGAGGUAACAGCCCUGAAUCUUGCAAGUAACCCCCCACCCCAAUGCCACCUCUAUCCAAGCUAAAAAGACACCUCAGCCUUCGGGGUGUCAGAGUGUUAUAAAGGCAGGGGGUCUAAAAAUACUGUUAUACCCAGUCUCCAAAUCGUGAGAGAAUCCUGGUGUUCCAGGAGCUUAUCCAGGGCUUAGUUUUCUUGGAAUGAAGGUUAGAGAAGACUGUGGUGUCUUUAGAGCACAUAGCUUUAUUUACACAUAUAUACAACCUGAGGAUGAAGAUGGAGGGUCUCACAAUGUCAACACCCCAACAGAUCUUGCUUCUCCAUUUGUCACAGCUUUGGAUCCAGCAUAGUGGAAGCAUGUCUCUGCGUCUCCAGCUUCCAGCUCGCUCUGGCUGCUGUUCUCCUACCCAGCAGCUAGGAAUGGUGGUGGAUGUAAGCUCAGUGGGAACCCAGUGGGAACCAUCACUCAGCUGUAGCUUUUGCUACCUGGCUCAUUCUUUUGGGAUGCUGAUGAGUGGCCAGCUAAGGCCACUGUUUUACAAAGAAACUUGUCUGACUAGUUUAGCAAACUCUAACUAACUCUCACUGGGUACAGGACCCCAAGAAUUGGAAGGGACUAGACUGAACCCCCCCAAUCCACAACAAAACCUUGAGUUUGAUGUUCUCACCCUCUGCUGAUGUCUUAGGCUUGUUCCUCAAUGACUUCAUGGCUAGAGGACAUCGGUGAAGCCCACCAAGGAGAUGGGCUCCUCUCCUCACCAACAACCCCUGAGCCCCAAGAGGCAGGUUUGUAGACUUAUGAUGGGCAUGUUGGAGGGGGGGAAAGGGAGCGAGAUGAAGGGGUUACAUCUUCUCAUACAAGGGCUGGCCUUCCAUCCUGCUCUCUGUGCAAAGGAGCCCAUCUAAUCUCAUUCUCACAGUGGCCAAAUAGAUACCUGUGGGAAGCCCACAAGCAGGAGCCUGCCCACCUGUGAUUCCAAGGCAUGCUGCCUCUGACAGUGAAGGUGGAACUCAGCCAUUGUGGCUAGUAGCCUUUGGUAGCUUUAUCCUCCACAAAUUUGUCCAUCCAAGUGGGUAGCCAUCACUGCCUUCAAGAGUGUGUGCCAUAGUUUGGUGGGGAGAGUGCUGUUGUUGCACUCAAGGCCUGCUUUCGGUUUUCCCUUUGGGGCAUGAGGUUGGUUGGCCAGAGUGAAAACAGGAGGCUGGACUACAUGGGCCUCCUUUAGCCUGAUCCAGCUGCUGCAGGCCUCUUAGUUCUUUUAUGAUUCCUAAAUGGAACUUUCAUGGACAGAAUCAUGGAAUGGUGGUGAGCAAGAGUGAGAGAUGGCCAUUGCUCUUAAAUCUUGCUUGUGAGCUUCCCUUUGGGGACCUCUGGUUGGCUACUGUGAGGACAGGAUGCUGGGCUAGAUGGGCCCCCGUGUGGCCAGAUCCAAUGGCAUCUCCUUCCAUUCCACCCCAUUAGUCCAUGGAAACCAGCUUUGUCCACCUUAGGAGCAAAUGGUUCUCCAGGGUCUCAGGCAAGAGAAGGGUCUUUCCCCCUACAAUUUGGGAUUGUGUUAGCAGAAGAUGCCAGGGACUAAGGUUGGGACCUUCUGCAAAGGCUCUGUUGCCACCAACCUCUGGGUUUCUUGUCUGGGGGUUGCCUGAAGUUCACAGGCAGAGGCAGUUGGGGCGAGGUAUCUAACAUCCUGCGUCACAGGGAGUUGGACUAGAGAUGACCCUUUGAUCCCUUCCUUCUCUACGAUUCUAUGAUCUUGGUGUUUCCAGGUGCUGAGAAACUGGGGAAGAUGGUGCAGAUGCUCCAGGAGUCCAGCAGCGCCAUGCUGGGGCAGCUGGUGGGUCUGGAGGCCGAGGUGCAGCACAUCAGCCAGGAGCUGCGAGCUGAGAAGCUCCUGUGGAGCAGCCGCUACCUGGAGCUGCUCAGGGAGCAGCAAGAACUGCUUGUGCAGGUGGGCCUGUCCCAGGAGCCACUUCCUCAAGGCUCCUCUUCAGCUGGAAAGAUGGUAGGGCAGGGGUGGGGGGCACAUCUGUACCCCGCCCCCAAAGCUGUCAGGACUUGCAGCUCUUGCCAUUCUCCCUGGCUGUUCUGGGGCUGAUGGAAAUUGGAGUCUCAGUGGAAUGGGCUACCUGGGAAGGUGAUGGACUCUCCUUCAUUGGAGGUGGAUGGACAGGGAUUCCUGUAAUUCCUGCAGUGCAGACUAGAUGGCCCUUGAGGUUCCUUCCAACUCUACAGUUCUAUGAUUCUAUAUCUGGAGGGCCACUCCUAAUGCGAGGGCCACCAUGUACCUGUGCCCCAAGACAAGGGUUUAUUUUUGCAAUUAUUAUUUCGCAAAUUCCAAGAGCUAAGGCCAUCCUGAACUGAGGACAGGCUGGAGACCACCAGCGGGAAGGUCGUCUGGGGAAGCCCCACCAAAGGGAGAGAAUGGAAGCUGCGUUCAAGCUGUGCUAAUGGGUUUGGGCAGCAGAACUUCAUACUGGUCCCCCCACCCUACAGAUCAUCUCUUGUUGAAAUUCAUAUCCCACCCUUCUUCCUCUGCAACAACCCUGAGUCCAGUCUCCCACCUCUCAGUCUACCCUGCCCCUGCUGGGUGUCCAUCCAUGGCAACAGAAGUGACACUCGCUCAACUGGCAGCAGCCAGCCCAGCCCCUCCCCAGCUGGCUGAUCUCUCCUCUACCUCCCUUGUGGUUGCUGUGGGAGACGCAGGCCGCUCCUGAGCAGAACGGGCUGCACAGCAGACCAUCAGUGUCAGCCAAGCUGAUGUGGUGUAGCGUUAAGAGUGUAGGGCCAAGACCUGGGUUCGAAUCACCACUUAGCCAUGAAGCUCACUGGGUGACCUUGCGGGUCAGUCACUGCCUCUCAGCCUGCACCUACCCCACAGGGUGGUUGUGAGGAUAAAAUGGAGGGGGUGGGCGAAGAACCGCAUAGGCCACCUUGAGCUUCUUGGAGGGAAAAAGUGAUAUAUAAAUGCAACAAGUAAAAUAAUAAAUGAAUGAAUCAAGCCCUCUGUUUGGUGCAGUUCCAAAGGCAGGACCAGACUCUGUGGCUGCAGGACAUGGAAGGGAAGAGUGAUGCCCAAGAGGCCCUGGGAUGCUACACAGAGGCUGGUGGCCAGAGGACACAGGCUGCAGCAGGCAAGUGAGCCCAAAGGAGAGGGGAUCUCAAGCUGGUGAUGGAAGGGGAAGCUAUAAGGUGGCAGAGGAGGAGAACUUGCAGGGUAGCGAGAUGCCGGAGGGGUGGUGGAAGUAGGCAAGAAGCUGGUUUCUCCCAAAUGGGCUUUGCUGCUGUGAGUUUCAGCCUGCAAUAUGUUUCACCACCUGUAUAUUGUUCUGCUUCCUUUCAGAGCUUCCCUCUCCCUAGUCUUACAGACUAGAAACAGAAGGCGGCUGAAAACAAGAGAGGCAUGCUCAAAGUUGCACAAAGAGCCCCUUGUGGAAGGAGAACUGGAACCCACGUCUCUGUCCCUAGCCCCCUGGACUGCACAGGCUCACUGAUAAAAUAAAC